Messenger RNA from Coregonus sp. 'balchen', 13113 nucleotides. The record is from the annotation of a GenBank genome assembly. NCBI's taxonomy places the organism in Eukaryota, Metazoa, Chordata, Actinopteri, Salmoniformes, Salmonidae.
GGUUGUUUGGAAGUGAAUGGAGAGGACUGUAGAUCAAUGUUUGUGUGAAUAAAAAUACACAAAACGUGAGUUAUUAUAGUAUUUCAACGUUUUUAUAAGUAUAGCUACAAAAGAUAGAUGCAUAACCUUUUGAUUCUGUCUAAGCUAACGCGUUUUGUCGUCUCUCUUUCCAGCAACGCAACGUUAGUUAGCUAGCGUUGCCGUUAGAUAGCCUAGCCUUUAGCUAUCUUAUUGUAUCUAAAGAGUAAAGGGCAUCAUAAACAAUGUGAAAUGUCUGUCUUUUAGAGUGAUGGAUACGUGUUUGGACAAGAAACCAGAGAGAGUGGGACCGAUUGUGGUUGACGAUUUGAGAAAGAACUUGUUUGCAGAUUUUUGUGCAAUUCCAUCUGCUCUGCCACGGGUUUGUUUCUGUUCUGAUAUGUUUCUUGAUGUGACAAGUUAACUAGGGUCCUUUUUUUGUUAUUAGAUGUUAUUAGAUAUACGCUAUAUAGCUAGAUUUAGUAAUUGGUUUCAUAGCAUCAUCUUUUAACUAAAUCCCAGUAAAAUGCUGUCUACUUAUCUCCCUACAGGAUUCUGUAUUAUUUGAGAAAGAGCAUUUGCGUGUCUACCUCAGGAUACGUCCGUUUACCACAGCAGAGAAUGAAAGUGGUGAAUCUCAGGUAUUUUCCCAUGACACACAUUCAGUACACUAAAACGAGGAGCAUUAUGAUUGAUCCGAAUGCUGUGGUACAUACUACUUUUCCUCCGUUUGAAUCCAGGAAUGUGUCUCCAUGGAGCCACCAGACACCGUUUUACUCAGGGCACCUAGGACCUCUUUAUCAACCAGACGACAAACCAGUCACUCAGACGGUGACAAACCAGUCACUCAGACAGCCCAACGAUUUCAGUUCACCCAGGUAAGGCAUUCUCUGGCUGUUUGAUUAGUAGCUAUUUGUAAAGAUGUACUUUUUCUAAGAAAUGAGUGUGGACAUUUUUUCUUAACCGUUAACCCCCUCCCUCGCCAGGUGUAUGGCCCUGACACUACACAGAGGCAGAUGUUUGAUGGCACAGUGAAACGUCUGGUAAGAGAUGUUCUAGAAGGAGGGAAUUCUAUUGUCUUCACAUAUGGAGUCACCAACGCUGGGAAGACGUUCACAUUCCUCGGUCAGAAUCUAUAGAUUUGUUUUGCAUGUUUCCAAUUUGCAUUUAACAAUUGAAGUUAUAACAUUGGGUUAUAAAGUCAGUGUUCAUAAAUCGUUUUCUAGGGUUUUCUAUGCAGACAUUUUGAAAUGUGCCCUUUGACCUCUCUCUGUUUCAUACCCAACGCUCACCACAAAACACUUUUGGCAUUGUCCCUCUUUAACUCGUAAUCUAUUUAUACUUCCAGGCCCUGAGAGUGAUGGUGGAAUUCUGCCAAGGUCUUUGAACGUGAUCUUCAACAGCAUCGAGGGCAGAGUCUACACACAGAACAACGUCAAACCACAUCGAUGCAGAGACUUCACCAGGCUCACAAAGGACCAGCAGGAUGAAGAGACUACAAAUAAGCUAAACCUCAUGAGACUGUCAAAGGAGGUGAGUUUUAGCAGUAAAACCUCAAGCACAAUGCCCCCCCUUUGCUUUCUCUCUGAAAUGUAAAUGAGUCUUCUCUCUUUUUUUUCUCUCUUCAGAGUGGUUUUCUGAAAAGUACGAUGAGCUCCACAUGCAGGUCAACAAUACUGGAGGGUAAGAAACUUGUUUCAGGCUUUGAGUAUGUUAAGUACAGCAGCUAUGUAUUUUUGAACAUUUCUUGAUACUGUAUUUGACACCAAAUAAACAUCUUCAUUGUUACACUGUUGUUAAAUCAAUGUAUGAUUUGUUGUCUGAUUGACAGGUUCCUCCUUAAGCGACAUCAGUGAUCAGGGGGAAGGAGACAGUUUCUGCCUGGACGUGGACUCCCACACUAAAUACUCAGUGUGGGUGUCCUUCUGUGAAAUCUACAAUGAGAACAUCCACGACCUACUGGAGCCCAUUCCUAAUGGGUCACAUAGGCGAACCGUCCUUCGGCUGUCACAGGACAUCAAAGGCAACACCUUUGUGAAAGGUAAUGUCACUUUGAUUGAAUAUGUGAUGUAUUAGUCAAGAUCAGGGCUUCCCAACCCUCUUCCUGGAGAUCUACUGUCCUGUAGGUUUUCAGUCCAUCCCAAAUGUAGCAUAUUUGAUUCAGCUAGUUAAGGUCCUGUUGAGCAGCUAAUAAGUAGAAUCAGGUGUGUUAAAGUAGGGUUGGACUGAACCCACAGGACGGUAGAUCUCCAGGAAGAGGGUUGGGCAGCCCUGGUCUAGAUGCUAUGAGAUUUCAGUUCAUACAGAACGUACACAUGGUUCCCCUUGUAGCUCUAAAGUGGGUUCAAGUAAACAAUUCCGAGGAGGCGUACAAAGUUAUGAAGAUCGGAAAGAAGAACCAGAGUUUCUCCUGCACGAAGCUCAACAACGUCUCCAGCAGAAGCCAUAGCAUAUUCUCAGUUCGGAUCUUGCGUAUUGAAGAUGUUGGUGUACCCAGAGUCCACACAAUUAGCGAGUAAGUGACUCAAGUUAUUCUGUGUUUUAUUUUAUUUUUUAUUGCUCUUCUCCAGAUUGUCCUGUUUUUAUUCAUGGUUGUGUGUUAUGUCUAAGAUUGUCGUUGUGUGAUCUGGCUGGAUCGGAGAGAUCUGGAAGGACUCAGAAUAAAGGAGUGCAGUUAAAAGAGGCUGGCAACAUCAACACCUCAUUGCUGAUUCUGGGCAAAUGCAUCAACGCUCUGAGGCUCAACCAACAAGCCAAGUGAGUAUUUGACCUGUAUACAGAUGUAUGCUUUUACACGCACACUGACUGCACAUGUUUGUUUCUAAUAAACCAAUAUAAUGCUCCUUUUAUGUACAUAUCUUCCAGGUUCCGACAACAUGUGCCCUUCAGAGAGAGCAAGCUCACACACUACCUCCAGGGGUUUUUUUCUGGUAGAGGGAAAGCCUGCAUGAUCGUCAACAUCAACCAAUGCGCCUCCAUGUAUGACGAGACGCUCAACGUCCUCAAGUUCUCCGCCGUCGCCCAAAAGGUCAGUCAGUGGAGCUUUAUAAGGAAGCGUAAGCUUGUGGUUGGUAAUAUACACUACCGGUCAAAAGUUUUAGAACAACUACUCAUUCAAGGGUUUUUCUUUAUUUGUACUAUUUUCUACAUUGUAGAAUAAUAGUGAAGAUAUCAAAACUAUGAAAUAACACAUAUGGAAUCAUGUAGUAACCAAAAAAUUUUUAAACAAAUCAAAAUAUAUUUUAUAAUUGAGAUUCUUCAAAUAGCCACCCUUUGCCUUGAUGACAGCUUUGCACACUCUUGCCAUUCUCUCAACCAGCUUCACCUGGAAUGCUUUUCCAACAGUCUUGAAGGAGUUACCACAUAUGCUGAGCACUUGUUGGCUGCUUUUCCUUCACUAUGUGGUCCAACUCAUUCCAAACCAUCUCAAUUUGGUUGAGGUCAGGGGAUUGUGGAGGCCAGGUCAUCUGAUGCAAGCACUCCAUCACUCUCCUUUUUGGUCAAAUAGCCCUUACAUAGCCUGGAGGUGUGUUGGGUCAUUGUCCUGUUGAAAAACAAAUGAUAGUCCCACUAAGCCCAAACCAGAUGGGAUGGUGUAUCGCUGUGGUAGCCAUGCUGGUUAAGUGUGCCUUGAAUUCUAAAUAAAUCACAGACAGUGUCACCAGCAAAGCACCCCCACACCAUAACACCUCCUUCAUGCUUUACGGUGUGAACGGAGAGCAUCCGUUCACCCACACCGCAAUUCGACCAUGAAGGCCUAAUUCACACAGUCUCCUCUGAACAGUUGAUGUUGAGAUGUGUUUGUUACUUGAACUCUGUGAAGCAUUUAUUUGGGCUACAAUUUCUGAGGCUGGUAACUAAUGAACUUAUCCUCUGCAGCAGAGGUAACUCUGGGUCUUCCAUUCCUGUGGCGGUCCUCAUGAGAGCCAGUUUCAUCAUAGCGCUUGAUGGUUUUUGCGACUGCACUUGAAGAAACUUUCAAAGUUCUUGAAAUGUUCCAUAUUGACUGACCUUCAUGUCUUAAAGUAAUGAUGGACUGUCGUUUCUCUUUGCUUAUUUGAGCUGUUCUUGCCAUAAUAUGGACUUGGUCUUUUACCAAAUAAGGCUAUCUUCUGUAUACCCCCCCCACCUUCUCACAACACAACUGAUUGGCUCAAACGCAUUAAGAAGGAAAGAAAUUCCACAAAUUAACUUUUAAGAAGGCACACCUGUUAAUUGAAAUGCAUUCCAGGUGACUACCUCAUGAAGCUGGUUGAGAGAAUGCCAAGAGUGUGCAAAGCUGUCAUCAAGGCAAAGGGUGGCUAUUUGAAGAAUCUCAAAUAUAAAAUAGAUUUUGAUUUGUUUAACACUUUUUUGGUUACUACAUGAUUCCAUAUGUGUUAUUUCAUAGUUUUAAUGUCUUCACUAUUAUUCUACAAUGUACAAAAUAGGAAAAAUAAAGAAAAACCAUUGAAUGAGUAGGUGUUCUAAAACUUUUGACCGGUAGUGUAAGCGGGAAAAAUGCUAAUUUAUCUUAUUUCUCAGGUGGUGGUCCUCAACACCAAACCAGUCCUUGCCAUUGCCCCAAAGAUAUCUGCCAGAGAGGUGUCCCUCAUCAUCAACAAUGCUGACUGCAAAGACCUGUGGAGUAGGAGGAAGAGCUCCAUGGUGGCUUGGGAAACCACUCUGGAGGAUGUGCAGGAAGAUGAGGAUGACGAGGAAGAGGAAAGUUGUGAUGAGGGCAUGGCAGAGGAAACCAUUCUGGAGGCGGGAGAAGAGGACAAGACGGCACUUGACGAGGACUUCGACAAUGUAGGUUUUGUCCAUAUUCAAGAUGUUGAUAUACUGGUUAAUUUUCACUAAAUGUUAAAGAUGGAUUUUGUUGGGUAUUUUAAGGGCCAGCUUGCUCUGGUGGAGGAACGCAAUGAGAAGCUUCUGAAGGAGGAAGCUGAGAAAUUGGCUUUGGAGUCUCACAUCCGUGAAGAGGUCACCAUCGAGUUCAUGGAGCUAUUCUCCAAAAUGGAAAGUGAUUACAAGUAAGUAGUCGAUGCAUUUCCCUCUCUCUUUUAAAGUCGCGCUGUCAAUCUUAGCCGUUGUCUGGAGAUGCAUUGACCGAACAAUGUUUUUGUCUUGCAGGGAGCGUCUUGCCAAAGAGAGGGAGAUCACUGAGGACAGAGUGGACAAGAGGUUGGAAAUCCUGAAGAAUUUAGUGGGCAAGAGUGUCGGCGAGCGUGCAAGAGUCACUGGUGACAACGAAACGACAAAGGUAACAGUCUUAUUCAGAUCACAGGUCAUAAUAUCAGAUCAGGCAGAGAAUACAACUUCACCACUAACAUCCUUACCUGUGCUUGUUUGAAUAGCAUGAUGAGUUUAGUGCUGAUAUCUUUGUUUUCCACCGCAGGAGGAUAAGGUAGUGCUCUUGGAGGGGAUCGUUGACGCUAUGCGAGACGACCUGGCUAAAAUCAGAAGGGACGCGGAGGCUGCACAGACCUGUCUGGUGGACCUGCCUGAGUCUCCUGGCACUAUGACCAGCCUGAGGAAGCAAGUGGACGACUUAUCAGAGGAGCUCCUCAAGACCCAGCAGCAACUCAACCUCAAAACCAAUGGUAUGUAUAGUAUGUCUCACUUGCUGUGAUUUUGAUCAUGAUGAAUAUUUUGGAUUUAGCUCAAGUGUGUUUUUCCUUCUGUUUACAGAAAUGAGCAUUGAAAUGAAACCAUUGUGCGGGCAGCUAGAGGAAGCGAAGGAGGUAAGCUUGGCUAUUGAUAUCGGAUGUAUUUUGUUGCAUAUGAACACGAAAUGAAAGGUUUGGUUAGAGUUUAUGGGUUUCCAUAUUUUGAAUGCAUGCAGAAUUUGGAAUCUCAGACACAGAAGUUUGAGGCCUUAAUGGAAAUCUGCCAUGAGAAAGAUGACGUGAUAACCAAGCUGCAGGAAGCAAUGGACCAGAAUAGUGAGGCUUCAACUAGGGAUGUAAGUAAAUGACUUGAACUUGAAAUACUUGCACCUACAUUAAUGGCAUAUCUGGGGUCGCUUUGUUAUCAGUCCUAGUGUAUGUAGGAUGAUCCAUCACAGAACCUCUGUAUAGGAUAAUAUGCAUUCCCUUUCACUGUUUUUGUCAACAGAGGGCCUUGGUUGACUCCAUCAAGGAGGAGAUCCUGAGCUUGAAACAGAAUUGUAAGUGUAUGAGCCGGGACAGUCCCAGUUCUGAGGAGGGCAGAAAACGUCAUGCAGAUGUCCUGGAAGACCUUGAUGAUCAGCCUUCCCUGAAGAAAGGUAGUCCUCAAAAAAUAUGAAAAGGGUUGCAUCUUUUAUCGGGCUAAUGGUCCUUAUGUUUCCAUUUUACUUUUAGAGUUCUGUAUCUGUCUGACCUUCUCCUUUACUCUCUCCAGGGAGUCUUGAGGACGAGCGUCUCAUUCUAGCAAACGAGUUGGAGAAACUCCAGGCGGAAUGUCGUCAAAAAGACAUGACAAUUUUGCAGUUAAAAGAAGAAAACAAGGCGACGGUUCAGAAGUUGGAGACGGUCAAAGGAGAGAUAAAAAGAAAGAGUGAAUAUGCCGAAGAGCUCAAACGUGAGAGGGUAUCAUUUGAACAGACCGUCCAGAAGCUCAGCGACGAUCUGGAGGAGCAGACUGAUGACUGUGAAGCUGUGAUUGCCUCGCUGGAGCAAGAGAGGAAAGAGACCGCCAGGCUCUCCAAAGACAACAAAGCACUGGUCAACGGCAUCUUCCUGCUCCAGCAGACAUCACAGAAAGUGGAGUCUUCUGUGAAAACUCUCCAAACAGAACUUACCGAGCAGACUGAGAGGUCCGCCAAGGUUUCAGAGGAGCUAGAAGCAGCCAGAGCACUCCUGAAGGGUCUUAAAGACGAAUCCAACGGAAAAUCCCAAACCAUUGAAUCCUUGACUUUGGAAACUGAACGGCUCCGGAAGGAAGCAGAGGAACUGAAGGUCUCUUCUGCACAGAGGAACAACUCCAAGUUCCAUGACACCAUAGAUGCCAUGAAGAGGGAGUGUGAGAGUGUGGUGGAGAAGUCGGUCCAGAAGAGCCAGCGGAUAGCUGACCUGGAGCAGGAGCUCAACCAGGUCAGAGAGCAGCUCUCUGGACAGGAGGAACUCUGUAGCCAGCUGAGACAUGAGCUAGAGACACAGCGGUCCGAGGCCCAAUUCAAUCUACAGGCCUACGAAUUAGAGAAAGGGACUUACAACGAAAUUAUGAAGAGUAAUGCCGACCUCAAAAAAUUGGCAGGCCACCAGAAGGAGCAGAUCCUGGACCUGGAGGUGCAGGUUCAGGCCUCUGGAGGCAGCUCUGAGAGGGUUGCGGCGUUGGAGAAGCAGCUGGCUGAGAGGGAGGCCCAGUGCGGAGCUCUGCAAGAGAGACUAGAGGAAGCUCAACGGAAACUGGAGGAGGAGGAGAGUCACAGAAAGUCUAAGGAAAAGGUGAUUGAAGACAUGCGUCUUGCACUGACAGAGCAGGAGAGGACACAGACUGAACAAGAGCGGAUUCUGGAAGCCAAGGUGAAAGAGAUUGAGGCUUUAAGUGAAGGUGAGUGGUCACACACACUUUGUAUAAAACAUUUUUUGUCAUUGAUUUAAGCUUGUGUCUUCAUUCAGAGACAUAAAUGGAUUUGGCAGUAAUAUCUCCAUUUUGGAUUUAAGAGCUGACGAGUUUGAAGGACGGCUGCCUACAGAAAAACACAAACGGUGCCAAGUCCUCUCAUGUCCUCAACGACUGUCCCGGCGAGUGCGAGAACGUGAAGUGGGAAUGUCAGCGGACCGAAGAGCGCUUGAAGGUAAGAGCCGUCGUUUGAUCACUACUCGACGUCCCCCCCCUGAAACUCCAGCCAUUUCCGGUUCUGUCUGAAACGGGACGGAGUACGUGGUGAGUAAAGUAACCAUUCCUUUUGAUGUCCUCCUAGCUGCCUAAUGAACAGUAUGAGUCAGAGAGGUGGCUUGAAGAGAGGGCUAUUCUGACGGAGGUAGCCAAUGGGCCAGAGGAGGAGAAGAGCCCGUGCCUGGCCCUGGAGUUGAUGAGAGGGUGUUCAGAAGAGCUCAGUUGUAGCCAGCCGCGGACUGAAGAGGUAAAUGGGAUCAUUAUGACUCUGAAAAAUAAACACAAUCGAACUGCUGGGCUUGUAAUGGCGUCUCUGGGUCAAAGGCAGUACUUAACGGAGUGUCCGAGUACGUAGGCAGUGAAUGUGCAGCGGGAACUUGCUUUGAUGAAAUGAGUGCAGAAUAAGGUCACAGAAAUAGCAUUUUGGAGUUUCUGUGACGUAGUCCAUUAUUUAGUGGAACAUUGGAAACGUUUUACCUCAUAACUUAAAUUCUAGUCGCAUUAUCUUUGAUCCAUCUGAUAUAGUGUAGAUAACUCUUUAACAGAAUAUUACCAGCAUAUGUCUUAUCACAUUUUUCAACUAAUUGCUAUGUAGUUGCAGGGAAAGCGGGUGCACUUCAGACAGGCGCAAUUGACAGUCUGUCUCACCAUAAGGACUGUCGGCUGUGUCUGUUUUCAGGAGACCUUGCCAAAGCAGCCCUCUGAGAAAGAAGAGAGCACGGAGGAGAGUGGCUCUCUGGUUGAGGCCCUCAAAUUAGAGAUGCAGAAACUCCAGGAGAGGAAAGCAGACAGAGAGCGCAAGCUCGGGGAGAUCAACGAGCACUCCAACUUCCAAACACAAGAGGUCAGUAUAGAUCAGAGAAUCAUUGAGCUGCUUCCAAUUCUGAGUGGUUGACUGUUUCCUUAAUUUUUCUUGUCAUUUUUCAGCCACAACAUCGGGGAUAGACUCAUCCAGGGCCUACAUUUUACUUUUUGGUCCACCAGUCACUCUGGCAAGUAGAUUUUAAAAUCUACCAGCCACUCAUAUUUUUUACCAGUCAAAAUAUUUUUCCCUGCUAACAUUACACCAACAAAACACAAAAAGGAUGACCUUGCUUUGUAAUGUUUCUAAAACAAUAAAUGUAUAAAGUAAGAAGGAAUGUGGUAUAUUGUUUAAUUACAUUUUUUGUGACCUGAGUCUUUUAACCAAAGACAAAUGUUUGCCUGCCCCUUUAAGGGCCAGAGGUUACCGUGGUAAUGCGACUCCAGGCAUGUUUGUGUCUGUGAGUAGUAGGCUAUCUGCAUUGCUUCUCUUCGCUAGCAGUUGAAACUCAAACAUUGAAAAACAACCUAGCUUGUGAACAAAACAACGUAAAUAGCCAAAAAACACAAGGACAAAGUCUCACUUCAGUAGACAUUCAAGUAAAUUAAACACAUUUUUAUGCCUGUGCACAGCGCUUCUAAAAAUGAGUCUGUCACUCAGCGCUUCACGUGGGUAAGCACAGCCCCCAGCCAGGCAGUGUUGCAGCGCGAGGCAGAAAUACUUUGAAAACAGCUACUGCAACAUUAACUUUGCUAUGAAAUACUUGACUUUUUAUUCACAAAUGCGAGUGAAAUGCUCGCGAUGUGGAGCCCUGACCACCCACCAACGUGGCUGGUGAAAUAGACAUCUUACCUGAUCAUUUCAAAAUCUACCAGCAUUUGGCGGAUGUUAAUUUUAGGCCCUGGACUCAUCCCAAUACGGGUGUAAAAAGAACAUUCAUAUUUUCUGUUUUGUGGUCUGUGUGUGUUUUUGCCUGUGUGUAAAAUGUUGGCCUGUCUGUCUGGGCAGGUACUGGACUCCUCUGAGGUGUCCACAGACGGCAGGCGAGAGCGUCGCUUCCCCAAACCAGAGCUGGAGAUCCAAUUCAGCCCUCUGCAACCCAACAAGCUGAACAUCCGGAGGCAGGGAGAGGACAAGUCUGUGACCGUCAAAAUCACCCGCUCAGCCAGGAAGAGAAAGAGCAAUGAGAUGGAGAAGGUACAGAUCAGAUAGAAGAUCUAGAAAAUAAGGUCCAGAAGUUCUCAAGUUCAGUUGACUGAAAACCAUAACAUUGCAUAUCUCUUGAAUCUCAUUACACUUUCUCAAAAAUGUAGACAUGGAAAGCCUGUUCGGUCGCAUAGUGUUGCUCUGCAUUUUUUUGAUUUUUGUUUGUGUUUGUACGUGCAUGUGAGAGGUUGAGUAAGGGGUGGAGAGGAUUAGAACAUCUCAACAGACUGGGUAUUACCCAGGAGAACCCUUCCAGAGAGCAAGCAGCAAAUACACGACAAUGACCACGUUUACAUGCACACAGUAUUCCAGAUAAUGGCUCGUUUCCAGGUUAAGGUCUUAUUCAGGAUCAGGCGUUAACAUGCACAUACUCUUUACAGCAGCUACUCUUCCUGGUGUCCACACAGGAUUAUAAUAACAAAAGGUAACCGCCUACAUCAGGGGUGUCAAACAUACGACCCGUGCAGGGGUUCAAUCCAGCCCGUGGGUAGUUUUGAGUAAAAACAACAUCGAUAUACUUUAAAAUGACUAAAACCAAACCGAAACUGUGUAGAAAUGAUAGUUGACCUCAUUCAUACAGUUUUUUGGUUUUGUUGUCCAGCUUGCUAAUAAUCAUCUAAAUGAAAGCUAGUGUCAGGGGGGAGGGGGGAACAAAAAAAAAUAAAAAUGUUUUGACGGAGAGGAAAUAUAACAAAUUCGACCUCGUCGAAUGCGGGCCCCCUGGGCAAAAUUAGUUUGACAAUCCUGGCCUACAUCAUAAACAAAACAAUGCAUUAUACAAUAAGUUAUUACAUCACUACUCUGUCACUACAAAUGUACAAUAUUACAAUGUGUGUCUGUGUGCCUCUUCACAGUCCGCGUUGUGCCGUGAGGUGUUUUUAUCAGUGUUUUUAAAUCUGAUUUUACUGCUAGCUUGAGUUACUUGAUGUGGAAGAGUUCCAUGUCGUCUAAUUAGAAACAUGCAGCUUCUCUUCUGUCAUUACCUGAUGCUCUAAAAUACUAAAUAAAGCCUUGCUCACCAGAAUGAUGUCAUAAAUCAAUAGAAUGAAUGCAUCAACAAUCUAGUUGACAUCGGUAAAGUUUUUAUCUCGCAGAGCGAAGACCUUUAGGUACCGGGAGAUUUUCUGUGCAAAAAUGUCCAAAUGACAUCAGUUUGUUGACCAGUUUUAAGGCAAUGAAAAGCUGUGAAAACUAUCCAGCAUGUUUCUGAUAGUAUUUCAGUUAGUCUUCGAUGCAUACUUUGUGGUUGAAAGUCAAAUAAUGUCAGCUUUUAUGACGCUAACAUUUGUUUGGCCUACACAACACGGUCCGUAAGCGUGCAUUUGCAUUUUCUGAAGAUGAAACAAGGAAAUCAUAUUUCUCCACUUCUGUUCCCGAGACCAAAUUAACAUUUGGUCUAUAAUUAUACUGCAAGAAGCAAUUAAUUCUGCAGAAUAUUAUAAUAAGCAUACAGUCAGUGUCCAGACUUCAGUUACUAUUCCAACUAUUACUGUUUCCAUCUGAACUUCAAAGGUGGUACUACGCGAAACUGAGCCUGCGCAGACUGCGAAAAACAACGGUAAACUGGAUAAGAUGUUUACAUGCCGCAGUAUCCGCAUAUCCCAGGCGGAUACUGCAUAUCACAAGCUUAUUUGGGUUAUUUUAAACGGGAUAUGAUGUUUAUAUGCGUCGACUCAAACAGAAUACUUGAGAAUAAUAAUUAGAAUAUAAUAAUAAUGGGAUAUUGGUGUGCAUGUAAACGUGAUCAAUGACUCGCCUCUCUCAUUGCACUGAAAAACUGACAAACUACCUCAAAGCGCCCUUCUCUGUUUAGCAGGGCUGAGUUAUGCCAAAGAAGCAAGAAUAAUAUCAACAGAUAUAUAGAUGUAUAAACAGUUGUGGGAACCUGGAAAACUACAGGCACAAUCCCUUGAGUCCCUUCACAUUCCAGUCUCAUGACAGAUUGGAUAGUAUUUCAAGGUCCUGGUUGCUUUUCCUCCUUUUUAUGUGUUAUUUUGGAAGAAAUUAUAAGGGCAAUUCCAUGGUAACUGAAUGAUGCUGAGACUCAGAAUGUUCACUUUCAAAUGUAUGUCAAACAAUGGAAUUGCCCAUAACACAGAUUUAACCAGAUCCCUUUGAAAUUCGAUCUCAAUUAUGCGAUACAUUCAGCGAAGGACUGCAUCAUUCUGACGAAUUGAUGUCCUGACGAAUUGACCCCUUCAUUGUAAUACAACACUGUGUGGUGUGUCAAGUUUUUGUGUGUGUGUCUCUCUCUUUCUCUCACAAAUUCUAAAAUGGUCUCUGUGCCUCAGGACCCUGUGGGAAGUGAGAACAAAAAGAAUAUAAAGUUGAGGGGGAACAGAGUGAACAUAGAGGUGAGAAGAGAAUCUAGAUCAACAUUGAAAUAUGUUACAACUUUAAGCUGCGUCAUAACUCAUUUGAAUGCCACUAGUAAAGCUUAUCCUGUGUGUAUGUCAUGUCAACAGUCGCCGACAGUGCUCGGUGUAAAAGCAGACCAGAAGACGCAACGGACACCAGCAAGUCUGAAAGGCAAAAAGGAUGGAACCCUCCAGAAGAUUGGAGACUUCAUCCAGAGUUCCCCAACUCUGCUCGGAAGCAAAGGUUAGCAAGACUGCUGUUCUCCUUCACUGAUGCCAGUGUACUGCACACACAUCAGACAUUCAGCCAAAAUAAUAUUAUUAUUAUUAUAUGUUAUAACUAUGUCUCUAUCCAUAGCCAAGACAAUUAUGGGGAUCGUAAGUGGAAAUCCUACAGAGCGAGAGAAAUCCACGGCAGUGAAACCGAAGAGGACCAAGAGGAAACUGUACAAGACCGACAUCUCCUCCCCUCUGGACAUCCCGUCUCAUCCGGUGAGUGACCAGCAACUCUGUCUGACAUGGUAGGAAAAGCACAGACAAAAUAUGGAAAAACAAGGAAAUGCCUCUCCUGAGGGGAAAUGUAAUAGCUAAUCAUAUGCGAGCGUUAACAGCCGGUGUUUCCAAUCAAACGCAAAAUACAAUACUGAAGUUGGAAUAUUCGAGUCAACAAGACAAAAUCUGGAAGCAUGGCCUCAGAAGACUUGGAUAGUUUGCUCUUUUAAUGUGAAAAUGUUAAAAAUAUUAAUCGGACAUGGAUUGUGUCAAAUCUUUAUCAAUUUAGGUGGUAUUAACAAAUCACUUGUGCAAGCUAAUAUUGUGUUUUUUGUUGUAAUGUUGCAGAUCCUUGGUCUUGAUCAAGAUGAAAAAGAAAGUGAUCAUCUCAUUAUCAAGAGGCAGCUAAGGUCAAGAACAGCAAGGAAAUGA